CACAAUCCGGUGAACCUGGCCAGUUUCGAACUUGCAGUUACUGCGCGCGCACGGAUUUUCUAGCUGCUUGGUGUCUGCUGAAGCAAAGAGGUCCUGCCGAUUGCGAUUGUUUUCGGUGCUAGAAGCGAAGAACAACUUGGGCCUCUUGGUGGUGAACUGUUUGGAAUUCGAGGGUCCACAUUUCUCGGUGGUUCAGAUUUGCAUAAUAAAACCAAUUUUUCGAUACUGUACUGUAGUUGCGGUUGAUUUGGGAUCGUGUACGAAUCGCUGAAAAGUUUACCAUACUCGACCAUUGAAGCGUUGUACUUUCACCGUAAAUUGUGAGUUAGUUUUUUAAUUGUUUUCUAUCCUUCAAAAUAAAACCCAUCGGUGAGUUCAAAAUGGGCGCUGGAAAUGUGUUCACGUGUUGCGGAGUCCUGCAAAAUGAUGUUUGAGUGCAGGUUGAAAUCAAGCAAGGCCAGGGUCCCUUUUUUAUAGGAAAAAGGCAGACGAAAAGAAAAAUCGAAAGUGAUUGUAACGAGAAAGGUGGUUGAGGAGAAUAAACCUUUCGGAUUGUGUUUUUGGGUUUGAAGUUUUCAAAAAGAAGCAGACAAAAGUGUACAUUUUGGCUGUAUGACCCCGCGGGAAGUUAUCGAAACUUAAUACCGAAGAUCCCAGCAACCGGGGGCGAAGUGAUUGUAGCUGGAGCGUGAACGAGUGCAGUUUUCUUAAUCAAUGAAUUAUCGUAUCCGGCCGGGCCAGUAAUCAAAUAGCACUUAAGUCGCAAAAAGGUUCAGUGUGUCCUGUUGGAUUAAUUACGUCCACCUAACCGGUGGAACGGUACCGGAGAAAACCGAUUAGGAAAACGAUUUACGUCGUAGUUUUACGACUUUUUAACUAUACUUCCACCGAACGCUGGUGGUCUCACUUGGCGAGAUUCCGGCGACGAAGGCGAACUACGAAACUCAAUCAAGAUGACUUGUGGUAUCUCGUGUGUGGACAAUGCUUUGAACCGGUCAUUCUACAAGCUGGGUAAAUUCAUCGGACGGCAUCCAGGAUACUUUGUAAUCGUACCAGUGCUACUUACGCUGCUGUGCAUAACUGGCUAUCAACAGAUCCGGUACGAGAUCGACCCAGAGUACCUGUUCUCGCCGAUCCGGGGCGAGGGCAAAACAGAACGUGCCAUCGUCGAGAAUUUUUUCAAGGUUAACUACACACAUCGUUUCAACGUUGGCCGUAUCACCCGACCGGGACGUUUCGGUCGAGUAAUUAUCACUUCCAAGGACGAAAAUAAGAACCUCCUGCGGCGAGCAGUUUGGGAAGAGCUCCGAGUGCUGGACGGAAUCAUCCAGAAUGCAACAGCGCACUACGACGGGGACUCGUUUAGCUAUCGGGAGUUAUGUGCCCGAUGGGAAAACGAAUGCUUCUUGAACGACAUCCUCAACCUAGAUCAAAUCAUCGAUGAAGUCGAGGCUGGCGAGCUGAAUCUCACCUUCCCAGUUAUGUUUAACCCGGUCACGUGGGACGCGCACGUUUUUCCAGUCUUCUUCGGUGGAACCCAAGUAUCGGAGGACAACCUCAUCAUCUCGGUGCCGUCACUGCAGAUGGUAUACUUUGUGACGGCGGAUUCUAAGCGACAGGACGCGCGUGGUGCCGCCUGGGAAGAAGCCUUUCUCGAUGCGGUCGGCUACGCGGAAGAUAACGGCUUGUUCAAACACAUUAUGGUUGCCCGAUUCGCUUCGCGUACGCUCGAUCACGAGCUCGAACGGAACACCCGGACUGUCGUGCCGUAUUUCAGUUCGACCUUUUUACUGAUGGCGGUGUUUAGUGUUAUAACUUGCAUGAUGGGUGAUGUGGUGCGUUCGAAGCCAUGGCUCGGAUUGCUUGGUAACUUGUCGGCGGUGAUGGCAACGUCGGCAGCCUUCGGACUGGCCAUGUACCUUGGGAUCGAAUUCAUCGGAAUCAACCUGGCUGCACCGUUUCUAAUGAUCGGUAUCGGAAUAGACGACACAUUCGUGAUGCUUGCCGCGUGGCGACGAACCUCGGUUAAAUUGUCAGUGCCGGAACGCAUGGGUCAAAUGAUGUCCGAGGCGGCCGUUUCUAUCACCAUCACCUCACUGACAGACAUGAUCUCGUUCUGGAUCGGCAUCGUUAGUCCCUUCCCGUCGGUCAGGAUCUUUUGCAGUUACAGUGGAUUUGCGGUGUGCUUCACCUACCUGUGGCACGUGACAUUUUUCGCCGGUUGCAUGGCAAUAUCGGGAUACUGCGAGCAACGGAAUCUGCACGGAACCUUCGGAUAUAAAGUGGUACCUGUGUCGGUCGCUAUCAAAGAGAAACGAUCAUGGCUUUACCGAAAGUUCAACACCGGUGGAAUCAACCACGACGAUCCGGACAACCCAAUCGACAACCGGGAACAUAUGCUGAUGAAGUUCUUCCGCGACAAGGUCGCCGACGUUCUCAACCGAGGCUGGGUGAAGGCAUUAGUAAUUUUGAUCUUUGCAGCCUAUCUUGGGGGGGCCUGCUACGGAUUGACCAACAUCACUGAAGGAUUGGAACGUCGGAAGCUCUCCAAAGAAGACUCGUAUUCGGUGAAGUUUUUCGACCUUGAAGACGAGUAUUACCGUGAAUUUCCGUAUCGGAUUCAAGUGAUCGUGACCGGUGACUUAAACUACUCGGAUCCCACUACGCAGAUGCAAAUUGAGGAUUUGAUGCAAUCACUGGAAAACACGUCCUACAUCACGUCACCGCUGUAUAGCGAAUCUUGGUUGCGGUCGUUUAUCUCGUACGUGGACAGGAAUAAUGACUAUUUGAAUCUGACGUUAGACAGUGAACAGGCAUUCAUAGACGCCCUCAAAGAGAUAUGGCUGUUCCCAGCAAAUCCUUUCUCAUUGGACGUGAAAUUCAACGAAAAUGGCACCCGCAUUUUAGCGUCACGUUUCAUGAUUCAAGCCAUUAACAUCACCGACACCAAUCAUGAGAAAGUCAUGGUGAGAGACCUACGUCAGAUUUGCAAAAAUUCGCCGUUGAAUGCAACCGUUUUUCAUCCUUACUUCGUAUUUUUCGAUCAGUUCGAAUUAGUUCGGCCCACUUCAAUCCAAUCGAUGGUGAUCGGUGGAUUGAUCAUGAUGUUGAUCUCGUUCAUCUUUAUUCCGAAUUUCCUCUGCUCGUUGUGGGUUGCCUUUUCGAUUGUAAGCAUUGAACUUGGGGUUGCUGGCUACAUGAGCUUGUGGGAUGUUAACUUAGACUCGAUCUCGAUGAUCAAUCUGAUAAUGUGUAUCGGAUUUUCGGUUGACUUCACAGCGCACAUAUGCUACACCUAUAUGUCAUGCAAGGCUAGAACCCCAGAUGAACGAGUCCGACAGGCACUUUACAGCCUUGGAAUGCCUAUCGUACAGGGUAGUGUUAGUACCAUUCUGGGGAUGAUAGCGCUUUUAUUGGCUGGUAGUUAUAUUUUCUUGGUAUUCUUCAAAAUGGUAUUCUUGGUGAUCUUCUUUGGGGCGAUGCAUGGACUGUUCCUGCUACCGGUGCUGCUGUCACUUUUUGGCCCAGGAUCGUGUACUUCAUAUUCCGAAGAUGAACUUAAAAUGUCCGCAGUAGAAAAAGCAUAUCCUCAUCCUUAUUGUAUAUCACACCCUCAGUUGGCGUUGACUGGGGCUUUUGGUAGUAAAACGUUUCUUGGGGCUCCAUACAAGGCUUACGGAGAUGAAAAAGAUCUAGGACUGGGUACUUCAGGGGAGGAUUCCAGUGAAAGUUCCAGUAGUAAAUCACAACGAAGGCAAGCGAUUGAAGAUGAAAACACUAGAAGAAGGUACGAAGAAGGUUGGAGAAGAUCAUCGCACAAUCUCACUGGACAGAGUCAGUUUCAGCCCGUUUUGGAUCUGUAUGGGCAAGAUUCAGUGUGGUCUAAACCAAUAAGCAAACCUACUAUAAAAAUGGGUAACAGUCGCUUCGUUUAUGACGAUUCGGUUAACAUAGCCCAAGGUCAAACUUCAACGAAGAAAAAAUACGACUACGAUGAGGAUUUACGUCGGCCGGAAGAUACCCGAGUACGCAAGUACCGCUAUGAAGACAACCGAACGUUUGAAGAUGAUGAGGUUGUGGAGGACGACUAUCAACACACAAACCGUUACUACAUGUACGACACUAGUCAUGUGAAGCGCAUUUCAAACGACAGCAACAACAGCGGCAGUGACAGCAACCAUAGCAACCCAAAUCGCCGGAAGUACUCAGACGAUGAUGACCACAACAAACGACGACGCUUCAGUGAUGAACGCCGCCCAAGAAAAUAUUCCCCACCGGAGGGUAUCUAUAAACAGAAUCCCCACCGUUCAUCCUCGCAGCACAAUCUGUACUAUCCGCGGCAACCACCGCAAAGGACCGUAUCCCAGAACAGUUUGCAUCAGCUGCGGCACAUGGGUGAUAUGAGAUUUCCUUGAGAGUUAGCCUGAGUCUGGUUUCUAGUUUUGUUGUAUAUGUAGACAACGGUAGUAGCGGGUGGUUUGAACUAACAGCGUAGAACUUUAAGUAGGCAAUUUUAAGAUUUUCACCUCAAUCCGAUGGGAGCGCUCCUCCAUUAUCCUAAGGAGCUGUUUUCAUUUUCUACCUUUUUCCUUUCAUUCGAUUUCGGCGAUAAUUCAUCGUUUUCGGUAAUCUGAUUCAUGAUUGAUUGAUCAAGUUCGAUUGCGAGCAGCAAGAGAUCGAAACAAAAUUUGUUUUCAUGACACUAUCCGAUAUCGAAAAAUUCUGAAAUAAAUUAAAUUUAACAAAGCCUAGGUUUUCAAAGCACUACCGAAGAAUGAAAAUUAAAAUGUCGUAACAUAGUAAACUUCUGAUAUUUGAUGAAUAUUUAAUUUGAUUGUUCGAGCAAUAAAUUUGAACAUCCGGAAAAAACUUUUUCCGUAUGUGAUCUAAUGCACUACCAUUUGAUUACACUACUGAUAUCUACUAUCUAACCAUCGCCCAAACGUUCAUCAACUAUAGGAAAGUAACCAAAAUCAAAACCAUGACUGAUGCGAUGUUUUUGGAAGGAAAUAUGCAUGUAUGUAUUUCAUUUGGAAGCCAUUGGUUAUUGAGCUAUUGAAGAAUAGUUUCAAUGACGCUUUUGAGUUCUGUUUGCACAUGUUUAGCUCGUUUUUGGAGAACAUGUAUAUUUCCUUCCAAUUUCGCAAACCUCUUCAAUUCGAAAUCGUCCAACAAUUGCUUCCACUGCUAAUUCUUCAAUUCCGUGGAAUCUCCAGAUAAACUCAGUUUGUAUCAUAUUAGUGAAGUUAAUCUAAUAAUUUUCUGAUCGCGACUCGAAUGUAUGUGAGUAAGAGAAUGCGAUUCGUAUGCAUUAGUUUUAAUUAUGUGAGUUGUGAGAACCUUAAAUGUUUGCUCCCUCGUUUCCAACUUAAUUUAAUAUAUUUUAGGCGAUUUCGGAAAAUAAUAAAUUUAAAUAAUAAUAAAAUCCUAGUGGUAGCGAAAGACAGGUCGACAAGAAUCUUCUAUCGCAUACAUACAGAAAUUAUGGUAUGUAUCAGGUUAUUCCAAUAUACGUAGGAAUUUAGAAUGUUCAAUAAAAUGAAGCUACCCAUUCGGCUAUAAAAGCAUAACACAAUAAUUUUAAAAAAUACGGAACGGAAUAAAAUGCCAAAAAAUAUAUUGAAUGGUACCCCACUGUAGGUCUAUGCAAUAUGAAUUUUAAUAAUAGACGCAACCACCAACAAACGUAAUAAAGGCAAUGUAUAAAAUGUUAAGGUAUGGAAUCUGAAAUAGUUUAGAAGUAUAUUUUCUGUAUUACACUGUCCAACCGCGCAUGCAUUCUAGAUAUUCAGCUGGGGGGUUAAUGCUCUUGAACGUGAAUCACGGGCGAAAAUAGAAUGAAAUAUUAAAUUAUCGAAACGAAAAUAAAUUUAAAAAAA
Molecule: messenger RNA, 5879 nt
Organism: Malaya genurostris
Lineage: Eukaryota; Metazoa; Arthropoda; Insecta; Diptera; Culicidae
Gene: Ptr
Product: patched domain-containing protein 3
Exons: 9
Coding region: 954-4415 (1153 amino acids)
Cellular component (GO): plasma membrane; cytoplasmic vesicle membrane
Source: RefSeq, a predicted model, not a curated record